Syzygium oleosum is the source of this 1972-nucleotide messenger RNA. Its product is annotated as disease resistance protein TAO1-like. The coding region runs from base 1 to 1392 and encodes 463 amino acids. The transcript is spliced from 5 exons. The record is from RefSeq and is a predicted model, not a curated record. NCBI's taxonomy places the organism in Eukaryota, Viridiplantae, Streptophyta, Magnoliopsida, Myrtales, Myrtaceae.
AUGAACAAUUUUAAAACUAGCCGCUGGUUCCAUAACUUCUUGAGGGAAGCUUCAAUCGGAAACUCCAACGAACUCCUUUCUGAAGUAAGAUGGCUUUGGUGGCGCGUCGAGGGAAGCGAUUUGUCUCUUCCGACGACCAGUUUGCAUCUACCGAACUUAUCGGUGCUGGAAUUAUCAGGGAGUUGGAACUUCACAGAGGAUUGGGAAGGACGGAGGAGUUCAUUCAUGACGCCAAAGCGGCUACUAGUUCUCGACCUUACAUGGUGCUGGGGUUUAAGACGUACUCCCGAUCUCUCGGCUUUCACGCAGUUGAAGAUCCUCACCUUGAGACAUUGUGAGGGACUGGAGCAUCUCCACCCUUCUAUUGGCAAACUCAAGAGCCUCGUUUCUUUGGAUUUGAGUCUCUGUGGAAGUCUCAAGGAGCUACCAGAGGAAGUGGGCGGAUUAAAAGAUGUAUUAGAUAAAUCUGGUAUUACAGAGAUCCCUACGUCUAUUGGUUCUCUGAGGAAGCUGAAGAAACUGAGCGCCUACCGUUGUAAAUCACUGAGAGAAAUCCCUAGCUCAAUUGGGGAUUUACAGAAUUUGCAAUUUCUGGACGUCAGUUAUUCUCGGCUUGAAAAGCUUCCCAAUGCUAUUGGGGAUCUUUCUUCUCUCCAGCGCCUUGAGCUGCGUCGCUGUCACAAGCUUCGGUCGCUGCCGCGGCUUUCUAGCCUAAUCCACCUAGAAAAACUCCGUCUUUUGGAAUGCUAUCUACUUGAAGACAUCCCCGAGCUUCCCUCGAGACUCUUGAAACUCUCUGUUUGGGAGUGUCAUAAGCUGAUAUUGCUUAAGCUCGACGGAUUGAAGAACUUGGAAACGUUUUCAAUAAAAGGCUGCAGUUCAAUUGAAAGAUUGGACCUUUCACAGUUAAUUCGUCUGAAACGAUUAUGUGCUGAGCAUUGCUAUAACCUAGUUGAAAUUCAGGGCCUUGAAAAUUUGGAGCUCUUGGAGGGCAUAUCUAUAAAUUACUGCGAUUCCAUUGAAAGGCUUCUCUGUCCAAAAUCAGGGUGUUUGAAGAAAUUAGUGGCUGCCUGGUGCAAAAAUCUAGUUGAAAUUCGAGGUCUUGAUGGUGCGAAGUUCUUAGAAGCGUUGACUGUUAUGGGAUGGGUAUCAAUGGAGACUUUGCCAGAUUUGAAUGGAUGUGAGAAGUUACGAUCUCUAAAUCUUCGAAACUGGAGGAAACUUACUCAGCUUCGGGGACUUGAAAAGUUGGAUUUAAUUGAUUUGGAUAUCUCUGGUUGUGACUCAUUGGAAGCAAUACCGAAAUUAUCCGGAACAUGCGUCUUUAGAAAUUAUGAACGAAAGCUAUCGUACGACUCAUGGAGUGAUGAUUCCUCAACAGAGAGUGAUUGAUGUUUCCUCAACAGAGGGUUUUGUACUUUCCUAAAUUGCUAGUCUUACAUAAUUGAAGGAGUGGGGGAGUUGGUCAUAGAUGCUGACAUGAUGCUUCAGCCAAGAUCAAAAUGUAGACCCAAAUGUCAAUUGAAGGCAUUGGUCUUCUAAGGAACUUCAAGUUUCAUACCAGAGCCCAAUCAAAAUGAAGAGGGAUUUUGCAGAGGAAGAAUCAGCAACAGCUGACGACCAUCUUGCGUGCCAACCAUGAAGAGGCUCGUGGGCCAACUGGAUUGUACUGAGGAAGUUUUGAUGCUUGUGAACAUCCAAACAUCUGAUCAAGUCUCAACAGUACAUUCCUAAAUGCUUAGUUGUUUGAUGCAGUUGCUUUCUAAUGAUAUCACUCCCGAUCUCGAUGAGGCUCUGCAGACGGAGGCAUGCACUACCAGUCGUACCGUAACUAUGAAAGACUAACUCGUGUGCUUAUACUAUAGGAGCUGCACAUUUCACCUGAAAAUCAGUAUACAAGGAUGCAUGAUGACAAUCUCCUUGAUUUUCUAUAAGUUUAUUAGUGUGAUAAUAUCCUUUGAAUGUUGUCAUA